AUGGAAUAUCCUCAGGAGAGCUUUGUCGGCACAACCUUUACGCCAGGGUCCUUCUGGGCGCGCCGGCGUGAAGUCGUGCGAAGCCAGACCCUGCGGCACCAGCUGAAAAUGCUCAAGGAGACUGGCCGCUAUGAUGCGUUCAAGCUGAAGUGGCAUCCAAGCUACGAUGAUCCUCCCACCGUCUAUCCGGUUCCAAACCAUCAAUUUUGGGACUCUGACGUCGCCAAGUGGAUUGAAGGAGCCUGUUACUUGCUCAUGGACUCAUUUGAUUCGGAGAUCGAUGCCGCAGUGAAAGAGCUAGUGCAGAUGAUUCGAGGAGCGCAGCAGCCAGAUGGAUAUUUGAACAUUCAUUACACUGUCGUGGAACCAGGCAAGAGGUUUACCAACCUGCGGGAUAUGCAUGAGUUAUAUAAUGCAGGUCAUCUCAUUGAGGCUGCUCUUGCCCAUCACCUGUACUACAAGAAUGAUGAGCUGCUGUCUCCGAUUCUCAAGUACGUAGAUCUUUUUGUGACUACGUUUGGAGACCAGGACGGCCAGCUGGCUGGGUAUCCAGGACAUCCGGAGAUUGAGCUCGCUCUGCUGCGCUUGUACAAAGUCACAGGAGAUCAAAAGCAUCUGAAGUUGGCGCAAUUCUUCAUUGAGGAAAGAGGCAACCAAAAAGGUGGCAAAGAGCAACGCCCUUACUACGACGUGGAAGCGGAAGCGAGGGGUGAAAACGAACAUGAACUGCCCAUGUGCUAUCCAGCCGCAAGAAGCUACUGGUAUCAACAAGCCCAUAAGCCAAUCGCCGAGCAGGAAACUAUCGAGGGCCAUUCGGUUCGAGCGAUGUAUCUCCUCACAGCAGUUACAGAUCUUGUUCGCAUUCAUGAACCUACCAGUGAAACCGGGACGAAGUUCUUACCAGCUCUCCAUAAGCUUUGGUCAAAUAUGGUUGAGAAGAAGUCUUAUGUUACUGGUGGAAUUGGUGCAAUCAAGAAAUGGGAAGGGUUUGGUAUCGACUACUUCUUGCCUCAAGGCACAGACGAAGGCGGGUGCUAUGCAGAGACAUGUGCCGCCAUCGGAGUUAUGAUGCUGGCUGAGCGCUUGCUACGUAUUGAACUGAACAGCCACUACGCUGAUAUCAUGGAGCUAUGCAUGUACAAUGCUGUUCUUACUGGUAUGAGUCUGGAUGGGAAAGCCUUCACAUACGUGAAUCAGCUAGCCUCCUCAGAUAAAGAUCUCUCGGAGCGUUAUGAAUGGUUUGAGUGUGCUUGUUGCCCACCAAAUGUCACUCGAACUCUAGGUUUCCUUGGAGGUUACUUCUGGACUCACGCUAUAAGCCAGCAGAGUGCGGUGGUCAAUGUGCACAUGUAUACUUCCGCUACUUUGAGUCUCAAGGUUUCCAACUCAACACUGACUGUCACUCAAAAGACCGACUGGCCAUGGAAUGGGGAUGUGGAAUUUGAGACUCGCACCGAGGGACCGCCCGUUGAUCUCGAGCUACGUCUGAGAAUCCCUGGUUGGGCAACGUCAUGGGAGAUUACUCCUCGCCUCGACAAUCUCAAGAUCGAAAAUGGCUACCUGCAUCUCAGUACCGAGUGGCUACAACAAAACUCGAAAUUCCGCCUCUCCUGCCCAAUGAAGCCACGAUUCGUUCGCCCUAAUCCUUUAACUAUGCAGCCCGUCGCAUAUGUCACACGCGGCCCGAUCGUCUACUGUGUCGAGGAUAUAGAUCACCCAUGGGAGAACCAGCAUUUUAAGCGUACGAUUCUUGACCUGAACGCAACUUUGAAAGAAGAGCCGCAAUCUGAGCCAGACUCUUAUGUCGCCAUUGUGGCUGAGAAUGGUGUGAAGGGCGAACUCGAUACGUCAGCCUGGGAGGGCCAAAUUGUAGCCGAGUCUAGUGAUGAAGUUUCCAAGUCCUCGAAGGAUUUGAACUAUAUCCCUUACUAUCUUAGAGCCAACCGGGGUGGAAAGGGUCAGAUGAGAGUGGGUCUGCGUGUACUCUAA
Messenger RNA from Penicillium cataractarum, 1989 nucleotides. RefSeq names its product glycoside hydrolase family 127 protein. The transcript has 5 exons. Gene Ontology annotation, biological process: carbohydrate metabolic process. The coding region runs from base 1 to 1989 and encodes 662 amino acids. Lineage: Eukaryota; Fungi; Ascomycota; Eurotiomycetes; Eurotiales; Aspergillaceae. The record is from RefSeq and is a predicted model, not a curated record.